Molecule: messenger RNA, 2013 nt
Organism: Plectropomus leopardus (leopard coralgrouper)
Lineage: Eukaryota; Metazoa; Chordata; Actinopteri; Perciformes; Serranidae
Gene: wnt4
Product: wingless-type MMTV integration site family, member 4
Biological process (GO): multicellular organism development; cell fate commitment; canonical Wnt signaling pathway
Cellular component (GO): extracellular region
Molecular function (GO): cytokine activity; frizzled binding
Source: RefSeq, a predicted model, not a curated record
UCGGGGGAGACUUGUAGAGACCGCGGCGCGCUGACAGGAGAGCCCCGCGUGUCCAAGAGCGGGACCCGGCAUCGGAUGAUAAGCUUUAGGAAAGGAGGAAGAUCUACCAGAGCUGUUCGUGCAUUUUGGCUUUUAUUGACUGCUUAUCCACACGCUGUCCCGGUUGGCGUUAACGCGCAGCUGAGAGAGAAAGCAAACAAGUCGAUUAAGAAGAAGAAGGGUCCGAUUCAGCCCGAGCGGCUCCAGAGUUUUGAUCGUAUUUUUAGCAUCCCUCUCUUUCCCCUCUCCCCGUCCCUUCUGAGUGCGGAGUGGCAGAGGGAGGGACGGGAGAACUGCGCGGACGGACCGUGAAGCUGCGCGCCUCCCCGGUGGAUGAGCCACUGGAUGCGGCGCGAUGGAUUAACAGAUAGCUGCGGACCCUGCACCUUCCUCGUUUUCACCGCCGACCCCCUGUCCACCUUGGGAUUAUUUCAGCUCUCACCAACCCUCCUCAACCUGCCUCUCGAGAUGACCGAGGAAUAUGUUUUGCGGUGCGUCCUGAUGCUCUGCUGCGCGCUCCUCUCGGCCAACGCGAGUAACUGGCUGUACCUGGCCAAGCUGUCAUCAGUGGGAAGCAUCAGGGAUGAGGAGACAUGCGAGAGGUUACGAGGCCUCAUCCAGAGACAGGUUCAGAUCUGUAAGCGCAGCGUGGAGGUGAUGGAUGCAGUACGUCGUGGAGCACAGCUAGCUAUAGACGAGUGUCAGUUCCAGUUUCGCAACCGUCGAUGGAACUGCUCAACUCUGGAGACCAUGCCUGUGUUUGGCAAAGUGGUCACCCAGGGCACCCGUGAGGCAGCCUUUGUGUAUGCCAUCUCAGCAGCCAGUGUGGCGUUUGCGGUCACAAGGGCCUGCAGCAGCGGAGAGCUGGAAAAAUGUGGCUGCGACCACAAUGUGCAUGGAGUCAGUCCAGAGGGGUUCCAGUGGUCGGGCUGCAGUGAUAACAUUGCAUAUGGAGUGGCCUUUUCCCAGUCAUUUGUGGAUGUGAGAGAGAGGAGUAAAGGCCAGUCUUCCAGUCGGGCUCUCAUGAACCUGCACAACAAUGAGGCUGGCAGGAAGGCCAUCCUGUCCCACAUGCGCGUGGAGUGCAAAUGUCACGGUGUUUCAGGCUCCUGUGAGGUAAAGACCUGCUGGAAAGCUAUGCCACCCUUCCGGAAAGUGGGGAAUGUCAUCAAGGAGAAGUUUGACGGGGCCACUGAGGUAGAGCAGCGCAAGGUUGGCUCCACCAAAGUCCUGGUGCCUCGAAACUCCCAGUUCAAACCUCACACAGACGAAGAUCUGGUCUACCUAGACCCCAGUCCAGAUUUCUGCGACUAUGACCCGCGCACGCCAGGUAUGCUGGGCACAGUGGGCCGCCAGUGUAACAGAACCUCAAAGGCCAUCGAUGGCUGUGAGCUGAUGUGCUGUGGCCGCGGCUUCCAGACGCAGGAAGUGGAGGUGGUGGACAGGUGCAGUUGUAAGUUCCACUGGUGCUGUUAUGUAAAAUGCAAACAAUGCCGCAAAAUGGUGGAGAUGCACACAUGCCGGUGACGGGAGUAAGGGGAACAGAGGGCACUGCUGAUGGACAAAACAAGCACCCCACACUCCUGCUCAAUUGCCAUGGCCAGAGGGAGCAAAAAGGACUUUUGAAUCUCCCUCCUCCCCUGCUUGAAACCACCCCACUCUCCAACUACUGGUCAACAGAAACAAACUCAGUGGCUGAGAGGCCAAAUGUCAUUCAGUUCAUUUAAUGCCACCUUAAUGGAUAUCAGUAGAUUAUGCAUGGGAUUCCCAACAAAGCAGAGGCAGUUUGUUUCUUUUCAAAUAGAGAGCAUCUUUCACUUUCUGUCUCCCUCCCCCAUUCUCAUAUUUGCUUUGUCAUUGAUCCUUCUUAUUUUUGUAAUGUUUAACUUAUUUGUUGAGACUGAGGUGAUUGACAGGGGAUGGACCUAGAAGGAGGGAACAGACGAAUGGAGAUAAUAAGGGACAAACUGGACC